AUGAAUGAAGAUGAAAAAGAACUUUUUAAGUAUUUACAUCCUCCAGCAGAUGUCUAUAAUAUAAAUCAUGAUUAAAACUAUAUUUUAGCUAAAAAAUCAAAUGGAAAAAAAAUUAGAAAUAUUUUUUAUAAUGUGACGUUGACAGAUCAAGAAGAGUAAGAAAUUAAUCAAUUUGAAGAUUUUUUAAAACAAUAAAAUAUUAAUCUACCAAUAAAAUGGGAAAGGAUAACAAGUUUAAAAUAUUUAUAUGUAUAAGACUUUAAUUAUAAAAAAUCAUUUGAAACUAUAAAAAAUCAUAUUUAAUGGUUAAAUAAUUAAUAAAUUUAAAAUCCUUAACAAUAAAUAAUUGAUAAAUACUUAAAUGCAGGUUUUAUUUAUACUUUUGGAAGAGAUAAUCAAUACAGACCAAUUGUAAUAAUAAAUGCCGAUAAGCUAAAAGCUUUGAAAGCUGGAAAACAAGAAAUGGUAAAUAUAAUUGCUGCUCUAUGUAAAAUAUUGAAUACUGUUAAUAAAUAUAUGUUUGUUAAAGGAAAAGUUGAAAAUUGGAUAAUUAUAAUAGAAACUAAUGGAUAAGGCUUAUUUGACUUAGAUUUUAAUGCUUUAGUUUAGUUAAUUAACUGUAUGACUACUAAUUACGUUUGUAUUUUACAUAGAUUAAUAAUUACGAACCCAAGUUGGAUUUUUAGAUAAGGGUGGUAACUUGUUUCUGUAAUGCUCCAAAAAUUUUACUUUGAAUUACUCAUUUGA
Ichthyophthirius multifiliis is the source of this 747-nucleotide messenger RNA. RefSeq lists its product as hypothetical. NCBI's taxonomy places the organism in Eukaryota, Ciliophora, Oligohymenophorea, Hymenostomatida. The record is from RefSeq and is a predicted model, not a curated record. The transcript is spliced from 5 exons.